Messenger RNA from Vidua chalybeata, 6492 nucleotides. RefSeq names its product cullin-9-like. Lineage: Eukaryota; Metazoa; Chordata; Aves; Passeriformes; Viduidae. Gene Ontology annotation, biological process: ubiquitin-dependent protein catabolic process. The record is from RefSeq and is a predicted model, not a curated record. The coding region runs from base 385 to 6396 and encodes 2003 amino acids. The transcript is spliced from 29 exons. Gene Ontology annotation, molecular function: ubiquitin protein ligase binding.
UGUGCUCCGGGCACCGGCCUGUCCCUCACCGUGUCCCGGUCCCGGCUGGGUGAUGUGCAGCGGAGCCCUCCAGCGCAGACUUGCGCUGGCCUCCUGAUCCAGCAUGUGGGCUCUGCGUGGCUCGGGUAGCUCACUCCAUCAGCACGCAGCCAGGUGUUAUAGCUGAGCUUCCUGGGGAAAGCUGUCCUUCCUGGGCACUGCUGUCCGUAUUCCUGCCGUGCCCACAGUCUGUUUGACAGUCCAGAAAUCACUGUGUUUUGCCCUGUUAUCUUGUAACUAUAUAUAUGUGGCUUUCUAAGGAGAAAUUGAGCCAUAUUUCAUACUUGCUGUGUUAGGGUUGUACAGCACUGUCCUUGGGUACAGCCAGUAUAAAAGCACAUUUUAAUGGCUGCAUUGCCAUAUCACCAGCACUGUGACACACAGGAACAUGGCUCUCUAGCCAUAGCAUGCCUCAGCCACCUCCCCAGCUUCUGCUUCCACUCUGUCUCUGCAGACACAUCUGCUGCCAUGGUGAAUGAGAAGCACAAUGGCACCCUGCUUGUGCAGCUGGGGCCCAAACUGCAGGCCCACCCAGAGAAGCUGCUCCAGCAGCGGCGAGGCCACGACGACCGGCCAGAAUACCUGGUCCGCUGGAGCGUUGUUAGCUUGGAAGAGAGAGCAGCGGGCGGCAGCAGUGCCUCCUCUGGAGAGACCAAGGCAGAGAACAUCUCCAUGUGGAUGUCUGCAGAAGAGGUCUGUGCCAGCUGCCCGGCGCUGCUGGGCCAGAGGAGGCCGGAAGGGCCGCGGCUGAAAGAGGAGAAGGCGCCCGGUCCGUUGGCCACAGACGCCUCGCUGGACGAAGCCUCGCUGCUGGAGAUGAAGGCCGAUGUCAGGAGCCUGGUGCAGCGAGCCGGGCGCCAGGUGGCCGAGGCCGGGACACCCCAGUGCUCCAUCCUGAGCACGGUGCACGUGCUGGGCGCCUACGCCAGCAUCAGCUCCCUGGCGGGCGCCUUCAGGGAGGCGGGAGCCCUGGACCUGCUGACGACAAUGCUGUGCCACAGGGAGAAGCAGAUCCGCCGCAGCGCCGGCGAGAUGCUGCGCGCUCUGGGUGCACAUGAUGCAGGAAUCUGGGCCUAUGUGCUGCUGUCCCUGAGCCAGCAGGAUGGCAUUGAGCAGCACAUGGACUUUGACAGUCGCUGCACCUUGCUGGAGCUGUUUGCUGAGAUCAUGUCCUCUGCAGAGCACUGCAUGUCCUUCGAGGGGAUUCACCUCCCGCAGAUCCCUGGGAAGCAGCUGUUUGUGCUGGUGAAGCACUACCUGUGUGUGACUUCUCUCCUGGACAAGCUGAGCAGUGGUGUGGAGCAGGGAGAGGAGCAGCAGGGCUGUGUUGUGCCCAGCCCUAUCCCUGAGGAGAGGAGCUGUGUGAAGCAGGAGUUUGAGUUCAGCAUGGCCAUGGCAAACCUCAUCUCGGAGCUGGUGCACGUGAUGGGCUGGAGCCACAGGCACAAGGCAGAGCCGCUCCCGCAACGGGACCUGCAGCCUCGCCCUGCCCGCUCCAUCUUCCAGCACAAGACCCCGGCCAGCACUGCUGCCAAAGCAGCCUCCACGUCCCCAGCAAAGGAGCCUGUGACCUUCAAGACGCGCUCGGCCUUCCCCAGCCGCAGCAGCUACGUGGAGUACGUGCAGGCCACGCUGGUGAGCGGCAUGAGGGUGCGCAUGCUCGAGGACUACGAGCAGGUCAGCGCCGGCGACGAGGGCGACUUCCGCCGCAGCAAUGACGGCAUGCCCCCGGUGCAGGUGUACUGGCAAGCUCUGGGCUGUACGUACUGGGUUCACUGGCACAUGGUCGAGAUCAUUGGCCCUUCAGAACAAAAGGAGCUUGAGGGCCAGGAGAAGGUGAACACCCUGACACGAAACCACAGACUGAGAGCAGUUCCACAGCCAUUCCUGUGCAAGCCCUUGGGGGGGCUUUACUCCCUGCCUUACCUGGGGCAGCGGCUGCCCAAGGCUGCAGACACACUGAGCCGUGCCGAAUGGUGGGAGCUGCUCUUCUUUGUGAGGAAGCUGGAAGCACAGGAGCAGAAAGAGAUCACCUGUCUGAUCCAGCAGCACCAGGGAGAGCAGGUGGAUGAAGAAGCCCUGAUGCGUCUGUCGGUACCUGCGGAGCUGGCCCAGAAGGUGCUGCAGGUCCUGGAGAAGCGGUGCCAGGGCAGCUCUCUGCGUGACCUGCGCGGCUCCCAUGUCUACGCCAGACACUUCCUCGGGAGAGGGGCAGAGCAGGAUGGUGGAGGGAGAACCACAGCGUCCUCAGAGGGUGACAGGAGCACCGGUUCUGAAGGCAUGAUGGCCAAGGCAGCGGAGGGAGACCUUUCUGCAGCCCCAGGGCCGCCCCAAGGCCGCAGUGAAGUGGCAGUGAAGUCAGAUUCCCAGCUGUUCGGCGAGCUCUUGGAGAGGGAAGGGGUGUUCUUGCCAGAGGUGACGGAGGAGCAGAGCCAAGCACUGGGCAGCUCCAAGGGGCUGAGUGAGAGCGGCUCGCUGGCCAAGGUUGCAGCUGUGGUGGACGUGAUCCAGAGCAGCAGCUCAGCGGUGGGGCUGCGCUUAGCUGGGCUCAAGCACAUCCUGAAGAUGCUGGAGGAGGAGCCCAAGCUGGAGCAGCAAGUCGGCACAGCCCAGGGUGGGCUGGGCACCGGGAGUGCUGGGGAGAAGCUGGUGCAGGUGUCAGUGGAGCUGCUGAGCACGGAGGUGGCAGAGAAGGCGCUGGUGGCGGUGACGCUGCGGCUGCUGGCCGUGCUGCUGGCCCGGUACGAGUGGCGCGUGCCCUUUGCCACGGAGGGCGGCGUGCGGGCCGUGCUGGCCUGCAUGCAGCAGCACGGCUGCUCCGCCCUGGUGCAGCAGGCCGGGCUGGCGGCCCUGAAGGUGCUGGUGGGAGCUGCGGACGCUGAGCCGGGAGGUGCUGGAGGGAAGUGCUUGCCCUGGAACCACGGCGAUGCACAGAUGAUGCGGGAGAUCUUUGCCAGCAUUGGCUCUGCCUCCAGCAAGGGCUCUGCCAGCCUGCUGAGUAGCAUCCCUGCUGCCCUGAGCACCAUGCAGAGGGUCCCAGGGGGCUCCUCAGGGGUGCAGAACGGCCUGCUGGUGGUGAACAUGCUGAUGGAUGGGCACCGGGGCCUGGCGGAGCAGCUGGCGAGCUGCGAUCUCCUGGCGGUGCUGCAGAGCUGCUGGAGGGCCGGGCAGAGCAGCGGCUGCCCCCAGGCAGUGCUGGCCCUCAGCGCCAUCAAUCGCCUGGCAGAGCACGGGCUGCCCCUGGGCCCGGAGGCAGCAGGCAGAGACGUCCUGUUGGACCCGAAGGGCGUGCAGAUGCUGCUGGGUGGCCUGGACGAUGGCGUCUUGUCCAAGGAGGUGGUGGUGGCCCUGGAACGGCAGCUCUGCAGCGAAGGCCCUGUUCCCUCUGGCCAGGUGGCCCAGCUGCUGCAGGACCGCAGCUGCUUCAGGCUGUUGCUGCGCAGCUUGGAGCUGCUGGGGACAGAGAAGGCUGUGAGCCUGAGCAGCCUCAGGAUCCUGAACAAGUUCCUGGACAGUUACCAGGAGGAUGUGCUGCCCUGGCAUGAGUGUGUGGAGCCCUGUGUGUCCUUCCUGAUCACGCACAGCAGCAGCUGGGAGGUGCUGCAGGAGGUCGUUGGCUUCCUGUACCGCCUGGGCAGUGCCAGCAAGGACUGUGUGGUGGUGAUGUGCCACGUGGGCACCCACGAGGCUCUGUCCAAAGCCCUGGAAAAGCACAGCACGGUCCCGUCGUUGGCGCCGGCCCUGCUCGACCUGGUGACGGAGUGUGAGAAGUAUGCCAGCCUCUACAAGAAGCUGACGAGCAGCAUCUUGUCUGGCUGCAUCCAGCUGGUCCUGGGACAGAUUGAGGAGCACCGCCGGAGCCACCAGCCCAUCAGCAUCCCCUUCUUUGAUGUCUUCCUGCACAACCUGUGCCAAGGCUCCAGCAUGGAGGUGAAGGAGCACAAGUGUUGGGAGAAGGUGCAGGUCUCUUCCAACUCGCACCAGGCCAGCAAGCUCAUGGACAGGAACCCCAGGACCUAUUGGGAGUCGAACGGCAGCACCGGCUCCCACUUCAUCACUGUGCACAUGCAGUGUGGAGUGGUGAUCAGGGAGCUGAGCAUGCUGGUGGCCAGCGAGGACUCCAGCUAUAUGCCAUCGAGGGUCGUGGUGCUGGGCGGGGACAGCCCUGCCACGAUCAGGACGGAGCUCAAUGCGGUGACCAUCCUGCCCUCGGACAGCAGAGUGAUCUUGCUGGAGAACAUGACUCGCUUCUGGCCCGUCAUCCAGAUCCGGGUGAAGCGGUGCCAGCAGGGUGGCAUCGACACACGUGUGCGUGGCAUCGAGGUGCUGGGUCCCAAGCCCACCUUCUGGCCCAUCUUCAAGGAGCAGCUGUGCCGGCGGACGUUCCUCUCCUGCACUGCUCGGGCUCAUGCCUGGAGCCAGGAGAUCUGCCGAGACCGGGGGCGGCUACUGCAGCUCUUUGGCAGACUGAACCGGGCGCUGCAGCACGAGCAGGGCUUUGCCAACCGCUUCCUUCCCGACGACGAGGCAGCCCAGGCACUGGGCAGGACGUUCUGGGAGGCCCUGGUGAACCCCUUGGUGCAGAGCAUCACCAGCCCAGACGCUGACGGUGUCAGUCCCCUGGCUUGGCUGCUGAGUGAGUACCUGGAGAGCGUGGAGCUGCCCCGCCGUGCCACAGGACGCAGGGCUGCCUUUGCUUCCUGCGUGCGGCGCCUGACCCAGCUCCUGGUGCACGUGGACCCCGGUGGCCCGGAGCCAGAGGAGACCAGAGCAGCUGGUGGGAAGGAAGGGAAGAACAAGGAGGUGCCGGCCAAGACUGCAAAGGCGGUGGUGGAGAAGUCGAGAGGCCUGUGGGGAAUCUCGCAGUGCUGGCGUGGUGUGGUGCAGCAGCAGGUGCAGCGGUUCCUGGAGGCGGCGGGGCAGGCGCCGGACCUUGCGGAGCGCUACUGCCGGCUGUACCAGCGCCUGCGCGGGGCCACGGAGGAGCUCUUUGGGCAGCAGGCCGCCUUUGUGCUGGCCCUGGGCCAGGGCUUUGCGGGGGCUUUGCUGCAGCUCUCCUUCCUGACUGCUCUGCACGUGAGUGAGCAGUUUGCCCGCUACCUUGACGUGCAGAUCCAGGAGCUCCGCAGUGCUGUGGGCAGCACGGGGCCUCUGGAGCGGCUGCAGCAGUUCUUGGAGCCUUUUGUUGUCUUCAGUGGCCUGGAGUUUGCCCACACCUUUGAACACUUCUACAGGCACUACCUGGGGGACCGGCUCCUGACACAAGGGCCAUCUUGGCUGGAAGGAGGCAUCGUGGAGCAGAUCGGGCUGUGCUUCCCCAGCCGCUUUCCCCAAGAUAUGCUGAGCAACUUGGCCGAGUCGGAGGAGCUCCAGCGGCAGUUCUGCCUCUUCCAGCUGCAGGAGCAGGAUAAGCGGCUGCUGGAGCUGGACGCGGGUCUGGAGGAGGUGCUGGGAACAGCCGCAGUGGCAGACGUGCCAGAGGUGAAGGUGCUGGCCCUGUCCCCGCACUGCUGGCCUGUUUCCCCGCUGUGUUACAUGGAUAACCCUGGGAGGUUUUUCCCGGCGGUGCUGAGCUCCCCACUGGAUGAGUUUGCUGACUUCUGCCGGCAGAGCCAGAGCCAGCUGGGCUGGGAGUGCACGAAGCCCCGUCAGCUGCAGUGGACGUGGCUGGGCCACGCCGAGCUGCAGUUUGGAGACUGCGUUCUGCACGUGUCCACGCUGCAGAUGUACAUCCUGCUGUGCUUCAACAGCGCCCAGGAGGUGGCUGUGGAGGCCCUGCUGCAGGCUACAGGGCUCCCUGCUGACCUGAUGCACCAAGCACUGAUACCGCUGACCCACGGCCAGGGUGUCCUGGUGGGGAGCUGCACACCAGGGGGUGCACUGCGGCUGAACCAGGCAGCCCUGGCCCAGAGCUCCGGCCGCCAGCUGAGGCUGCUGCCCCAGCAGAGGUACCUGCGGACAGAGGGGGCCGAGGUGAGCGCCCUGGAAAGGAAGAGGAACGUCCUGUGCUGCCUCAUCACCCGCAUCCUCAAGGUGGAGAAGCAGCUGCACAUCGACAACCUGGUGUUCAGGGUGAUCGAUGCCUGUCAGAAGGGCGAGUUGGGGCCAGGGGUGCAGUUCCUGAGCUUCUGCUGCCACAGCGUGGACGUGCUGUCCUGCAUCCUGCACCUGCUGAACCAGGGCUAUCUCCGGCGCCAGGAGGGGAGGCCUCAUGUCUUGGAAUACAUCUCUGCUGAAUCCACAAUGCUCCCUACUUCUCAGGUCCAGCCACAGGUUGCCUUCCAGACUGUAGAGAUCAAGACAGCAGCAAGCCUGGCCUCUGCUGAAAGGAGACAGACUUUUUCCACAUUCAGGUAGAUGAGGACCUGGCUGGGAGAACUCAGGUUGAAUCCAGUCUAUCUCUUCCUAAACAAGUGUGAGUUUUAUUUAAAUAAAUGAGCCAAGCUCCACCCA